Molecule: messenger RNA, 936 nt
Organism: Rhopilema esculentum
Lineage: Eukaryota; Metazoa; Cnidaria; Scyphozoa; Rhizostomeae; Rhizostomatidae
Source: RefSeq, a predicted model, not a curated record
AUGGCUGUCAACAUCACGAUAUACUCAUGCCAGCAAAGUGAAACUGGUAACUUCGUGGUCGCUUUGGUGUUCCUUGCGAUACCUUUUCACGUAAUGAUACUGUUCACACUGGCAAGAGAUGCCCAGCUUUGUUUGCCACGACACAAAAUACUGCUCUGUCUUUCGAUAUCCCAUGGGUUAAUGAUUACAGUUACUUUUACCUGCAUAGCAAUAAUGAAACUUUUUGUCCUCACUACAAACGGUGGGACGUGUUUGGUUCUGCGGAAAAUUGUUCAAUUUAAUGCUGCAGCAACUAUGGUGGUAUCGAGCCUUACCCUUAUUACAUUAUCUGUCGAGCGCUAUGUUGCAUGUAUCCACGGGCUUCGUCUUCACGACAUAUUUACAGACCAAAGAAUCAUCAUCAUUCUGUCUGGUACUUGGUUCAUCGGCAUUUCUUGCGGAAUCUUCAUUUCAGUUACUAGCAGAACGUCAGAUUCAAAAAAGGCAAUUCUUGGUGACAGUGAUAAUGUGAAAAUUCUUGCCUCGGCAGUGGCACUUCCAACUUCUUUGCUGCUACUUGCGGUCCAGACACGUUUAUUUCUGGUGAGUCGGGCAAAGAUAAAGGCUUCGGAGCAAACAGAAAGCGCUUUUGUGCAAGUAGAUCAUAGGGACUCACGAAAAAGGCAAAUGAAGGUGGCUAUCGUUGCUGGUAUGGUGGUGUUGUCUUACGCAAUCUGUUCCAUACCAGCUUCCUGUAUGGUGAUUGUUGACCAAAUGUCGAACGGAACCAAAUAUCCUACGCUGAACAAAAGUGUCGUAGUUUUGUGGAUGACAAAUACGCUUCUGGACCCGUUUAUAUAUGGCAUUGGGAUGCAAGAUAUGAGAAGUGCGCUUCGCAGACAGCUUAGAAAGAUUCGUUUAGCAAUGAGGUGCAACAAUAGUGUAGCAGUAGAAUGA